Molecule: messenger RNA, 642 nt
Organism: Batrachochytrium dendrobatidis JAM81
Lineage: Eukaryota; Fungi; Chytridiomycota; Chytridiomycetes; Rhizophydiales
Exons: 1
Coding region: 1-642 (213 amino acids)
Cellular component (GO): Set1C/COMPASS complex
Source: RefSeq, a predicted model, not a curated record
AUGGAAACCACAUACAUCAAAUCAACAGUAGGAGAUAUACUAGCUCAGGGACUGUGUCAACUUGCUCUUCAGACUCCCUAUGUUCCAGGCCCGUCAUCGUCUUAUGAAACACAUAUUGACCCAAUCACAUUCCUAGCAAACUAUCUCAUUCAACACGACCUUCACAAAACUACUACAGCUCAGAUACACGACCGCACACUUCAAACUCGGCAGAAACUCAAUGCAUUCAAAGAACGUGUAGAGUCGGAAAAGACUUUAAGAAAACGUGUCGAUGUCGAACUAAAGGGACGGAUGAGUAUAUUGACUAAGCAGAUUGAUAGAAAACGUGAAGAAGAAGAGGCAAAGGCUAUUGCUUCUGCGAAUGCAAAGGUUGCUGCUGCCGAAGCACUUGCUUUUGCUGCUGCUGAUUUGAGCCAGGAGAAUGCCAGUGGUCGCGUUUCCACGCAAGGAUUACAUACAGAGGAAACCAGUGAAAACCACGAGGAUGGGGACGUUAAUAACACUGGUCAAGGGCCUUUGGGAUCUGAUGGUGAUGACGACGUGAACGGACAAGAUAGUGACGGUGCUUUUAAAGAUGACGCUAAUACAGGUGAUCAGCAUGAUGAUCAGAGUGAGAGUGAAGAUGCUCCUACAGAUGAAUAA